Nematocida homosporus is the source of this 2139-nucleotide messenger RNA. RefSeq names its product alpha,alpha-trehalase. Gene Ontology annotation, biological process: trehalose catabolic process. Gene Ontology annotation, molecular function: alpha,alpha-trehalase activity. The record is from RefSeq and is a predicted model, not a curated record. Bases 1 to 2139 code for a protein of 712 amino acids. NCBI's taxonomy places the organism in Eukaryota, Fungi, Microsporidia. The transcript has a single exon.
AUGUGCGAUUGGAUGAAACGAAAAGCAUGCUCUCUAAUCCUUGCCAUUCUGUGUCUAGGCUGGGCAAAUAGCACAUGCCUUAAUAGCUACUGCUGGCCAGCUGCACAGCAUAGUCAGCAGCAGAAUAUGCACGAGUCAGGGACAUACUCCACCGAAGAGAAGAAUAUCUGUUCAGAACUUAGUAGACAAGACCUUGUAGACUUAGCCCAUCAAGUUGAGCGUCCGACGCUUUACAAUCUCCAAUCGCCCAAAGACGACAAUCUCUGGGAUAUGUUUGUGGAUUUGGCCAUCUAUGCGAAUGUUAGGGAUCCAAAAACUAUUGCCGAUAGCACAAGCAACAUUAAAUUGGAAACAUUGCUUUCCAACUACAAGGAGACUAAGAAUUCUUCAACAGAUUGUCUGGUCGAUAUGCUAAAUGCCUUUUACAUCGACAACUUCACAGCCAGAACAGACAGCCAAAAUCAAGAGGUCAUGCAAUGCAAGGAAAAUCAGUCCAGUACUAACCCAAUAGCACCCCCGGCAUCCACACUGUUCUUUACACCAUUACCCAAAUACAGGACUCUCAUCGAUCAUAUUGAUUGCUUGUGGGAUAAAUUCUACACACCGCCCGAAGAGUCUCAAGCAAUACUCACCACCCGCAUUAAUCUAAAACAUCCAUUUGUUGCUCCCGGCGGUCGGUUCCAAGAGUGCUAUUAUUGGGAUGCUUUCUGGAUCAACAAAGGGCUUAUGCUUAGCCAGAAAAAGCAAUAUAUCCAGGACACACUCAACAACUUCUCUGAUCUUUUGAAAACGUACAACUUUAUUCCCAACGGCACCCGCCACUACUACACCAACCGAUCCCAGCCGCCUCUCUUUCUAAGCAUGCUCACCGAUUCCCUAGAAAGUAUGACCAAGCUCAAAGAGAAGUUCAAUGCUGAUAUGUUGCUAAAUAAGUCACUUAGCUCUAACCCAGAUACUAACUCCCACUCAACUCCAAACCAAAACACUAACACUACUACCAGCUUAAAUACUAAUCAGAAAGUUUCAGCCGAACCAUUCCGGCCCAAGCAAUCUUUAAUUAGCCAACACCAAACCGAUAUGUCUUUUUACAACCUUAAUAUCUCACCUAGCCAGCUCUUUGAUGCCGAAAAAGAGUAUUUGUUCUGGGAGAACAACCGCCGCGUACUAGUCAAGCGAAAUAACGAUAGCAAAGCCUAUCACCUUUUCCGAUACCGUGUCACCAGUCAGUCACCGCGCCCAGAGAUGUUAAAAGUUGACCUUGAAGACGGCUAUGCCUACAUGAAAUCUAAAUCCAAAUCCAACAAUAUUAAUGAUGCCAAGAAGCUCUUUUCUGAGAUAGUUUCAGCCACCGAGUCAGGCUGGGACUUCUCCACUCGAUGGCGCGAGUAUCAUGAAGAGCAUAGUCAAUUCGGCUUUCUACAGACCUCGCACUUCAUUCCCGUCGACCUUAAUUCAAUCAUUCUGAAGAACCUACGUUUGCUAGCAGCCAUCUACAAGCACCACAAUCUCCCAGACAAAGCCAGGAUAUAUGCGGCAAAGGCUCAGGCCCUAGCUGAAGCCAUGGACAUCAUUUUCUGGGACUCUAACAUUAGCUGCUGGCGAGAUGCCGAAAUAGACAAAGACCACCAGCCCACCAGUCCUACCGAGCCAUACAUUGUUUAUGCAAAGAAAGACACCGUCACUUACAUGAGUGAUUUGUAUCCGCUCUUUUUCGACCUAGCCAGCGAUCCAGGAAACCAUAUCUUUAGUGCCUUCUACUCAAGAAUGCAGAGUCUUAAUUCCCCUCUCCCGGGCACUAGCACCUACUGCUGGCAAGUCUCACAACCCAGCAAGUCAAGCACCUCUGCCUGGGUACAGAACAAGGGCGAUCAAUGGGACGGAAACACUGUUUGGCCGCCUCUUAUUCAGCUACUACUUGAGUAUCUCAUCCGGUCCUCUCAACCAAGCCUAGCCCUUGAUAUAACCCAUAUCUUUAUGAAAACUCUCAAUAUCUACUAUAGUGACCACAAAGUCAUUCCGGAAAAGCUUAGUUUUGAGAACCAAUCAAUCGGCGAGUAUACAACUCAAAGCGGGUUCGGUUGGACCAACGGAGUAAUUCUCUGGAUGGCCUAUAUCUUCGCUGACCACCUACCUAAGUAA